UAUACUGAACCAGCUGUUGAAUUUGAUCUAGAUAAUGGAAGGAAAAGUGGAGGAUUGUCAUCAAAAGAAACAACAGAAGAAACUGAAACAUUGUUAUCAGAUACAGAGACCUCAGAAGCUAACACACAACAAUCUCAAUGUAGUUUAUUCAAUCCAGAGAAUUGUUCCCAGGAAACAGACAGCCAAAAUGACCAUGAUGAAAAUAAUAAUCCACUGACAUCUUUAAAUGCUUUCCUAAAUACAGUAAAUUUAAGUCCUGUUCAAAGAAUGCGUGUUUCAUUUUCUAAUGCUGGUGAACGCACAAGACGACGUUACAUAUCUAAAGCAAAAGCAUGUAUUUCUGCUGUACUUAAUACUAUUUGCCCAGGAGAAGAACAAGAGCUUUAUGAACACUUAUUUUCAAUAGAAACCGUGGUUGAUGAGGAUCUAGAAGAAUCUAUUAAACAGGCGUAUGAGAAUUCUAAUACAUGGACUUCACAGAGACAAUUACUUUCUGUCAUUGCCACAAAUAAAUCAUAUAACUUCAUUAAAAAACUCAUUCCAAGUGUAUCUUAUUACCGCUACAAAAUAGCAAAAAGACAUGGUCUGAAAUAUGGAGUGGGUUGUCCAGUACCUUUUGAUUCAAAGUAUCGUCAAACAGUUGAGCCUGAGAGAAUUGAAAGCUUUGUAGACUUUAUAACCUCCUCUGAAGUAAUAAAGGACAUGCCAUUUGGAGAAAAGAAGAUGAAACUGUCAUCAGGAUAAGUUAUACCAACUCCAAAUGUGAUACGCUGUAUAGCCCCAGCAGCUAUUGUGAGGCAGUAUGAUCAGUAUUGUGAAGAAAACGACAUUAAAAAACUAGGUCACAGUACCAUGUACAGAAUAAUGCAAGUCUGUCCAGCUUCAGUUCAGAAAUCCAUGGAAGGUUUAGACUAUUUUGUGGUAGAGGGUGGUAGAGCUAUUGAGGACUUACUUUGGGUUGUAACUCAGCUUCGCCUAUGUAAAGCAGAAAUGGACCAAAUGAUCAAAGAUCUCUCUGAAUGCAAGCAGUACUUGAAGCAUGAUUUUAAGAUACACCUUGAAGAGAAGACUGAUAUCAAAGACCAUUGCAUGACCUUCUCCCUGAAUGACAAAGAUCUUCAUUUUAGAAAUGAAUGCUGUGAUCACCAACAUUUAAGUGGCUGUCCUAAAUGUUUGCAGCUGUCAGAUUUGCUAGAUGAAAUAAAGAGAAGGGUUCAAUUACUGGAAACUGAAAAUAUUGAAGAUUUGUAUGAUGAAAUAUUGUUCAAAACUUCCAAUGCGAUAGACAAUAUUGUUGAAUGGAAAAAACACAUUGUCCGAUCAAAAAAUCAACUACGUGCUAAAAAUCAUGUCAUUUCUUCGCUUGAUGGAUCUAAAGCAAUUGUCAUGUUAGAUUGGGUAGUGAAAUUUCUGCCUCGAAAAUUCAGACAGGGACAAACAGACUGGUUUGGUAAACGUGGGGUAAAUUGGCACAUUGCUGUAUGCUUAAUUAAUGGUGAAAGUGGUUUUCAAGCAAUGACAUAUGUUCAUCUGUUCCCAAGUCCAGUUGCCCAGGAUGGCUUUACAACAGCAUCAAUUUUGUGUGAUAUUGUUUCUGAUUUAUCAACUCUCAAGCCAGAAAUCACAGAUGUUAGCUUUUGGUCAGACAAUGCUGGGUGUUAUAAAAGCACACUCACACUGGCAAUGAUAUAUGCCAAUCUGGGACCUAUAUUAUCAUCCUAUAAUUUCUCAGAAGCCCAGGAUGGAAAAGGGGCCUGUGACAGGAAAGCAUCUCAUAUCAAGGCUGAGAUUAAAAGAUAUGUAAAUGAAGGACACAAUGUUUUGGAUGCAAAUGACAUGAAAAAAGCUUAUUCGCAUAGCUUGACAUCAGAAGUUCAGAGAAAAAUAAGGGUUAAAAAAAAGAAAGAGGCUGUCAAGUGUUUACAGUUAUAA
Messenger RNA from Mytilus trossulus (common blue mussel), 1932 nucleotides. RefSeq lists its product as uncharacterized. NCBI's taxonomy places the organism in Eukaryota, Metazoa, Mollusca, Bivalvia, Mytilida, Mytilidae. Bases 853 to 1932 code for a protein of 359 amino acids. The record is from RefSeq and is a predicted model, not a curated record. The transcript is spliced from 5 exons.